UUAGUAAAAGCCAGGCUACAAUUACAAAACGCAAACUUUGACACAAAAAAAGCAAACUUCAAACAAACCGGUAGUGACGAUUUAGCACUUCCGUUUUGAUUCAGCAGUAGUUGUUGUUCUUAAAAUGGCGCCGUUAGACUUGGAUAAAUAUGUCGAAAUUGCAAGACAGUGCAAAUAUCUUCCAGAGAAUGAUUUAAAGAGAUUGUGCGAUUAUGUAUGUGACCUGUUAUUAGAGGAAUCAAACGUACAACCUGUAUCCACUCCAGUGACCGUAUGUGGAGACAUACAUGGACAGUUUUAUGACCUGUGUGAACUCUUCAGAACUGGCGGACAGGUUCCAGACACAAAUUAUAUUUUUAUGGGUGACUUCGUGGACAGGGGCUACUACAGUUUAGAGACGUUCACGUAUCUCCUAGCGUUAAAAGCAAAGUGGCCGGACCGCAUCACACUGUUGCGUGGCAACCACGAGAGCAGACAGAUCACGCAGGUGUAUGGAUUCUAUGAUGAGUGCCAAACUAAAUAUGGAAAUGCUAAUGCAUGGCGGUACUGCACAAAAGUGUUUGACAUGCUGACUGUGGCAGCGCUGAUAGACGAGCAGAUUUUGUGUGUGCACGGAGGCCUGUCCCCCGACAUCAAGACCCUGGACCAGAUCCGCACCAUCGAGCGCAACCAGGAGAUCCCUCACAAGGGCGCCUUCUGUGACCUGGUGUGGUCCGACCCGGAGGACGUGGACACCUGGGCCAUCAGCCCCAGGGGCGCCGGCUGGCUCUUUGGCGCCAAAGUCACCAACGAGUUUGUGCACAUCAACAACCUGAAGCUGAUCUGCCGAGCACACCAGCUGGUGCACGAGGGCUACAAGUUCAUGUUUGACGAGAAGCUGGUGACGGUGUGGUCGGCCCCCAACUACUGCUACCGCUGUGGCAACAUCGCCUCCAUCAUGGUCUUCAAGGACGUCAACACCCGGGAGCCCAAGCUCUUCCGCGCCGUGCCCGACUCGGAGAGGGUCAUACCGCCCCGGACCACCACCCCCUACUUCCUCUGAAGCACACGCACACAAAGAAGAGCCGUCGGUUUCCAGUGAUGGGCAAGCUAGAUUCAGGAGCUGUACAACCCAGUGACUCCUAUUACGAAUAACCUGUUUUUACAGAUGCGAAUGCCAUUACUGGACAGGUGACCCAGGUCAUUUGGAAUAUGUGGCGAUGGGCUGCAUUUCUGGAAAGCGUAGUUGCUAACUAUGUUAGCUACUUUGUUGGUUGCAAUGCAAUUUCCCAUUGGCAACUACCGAAGUUGCUAAUUGCCAAUAACUAAGCUUUCCAGAAAUGCACCCCCGGAUUGUAGCUUCUGAAUCCAGGUGGCCCACUGAUGGUUUCCUCCUCCCUGCUGUGUCCAUCCCUCCUACACAUGCAUAAAAAAGUUGCUCUUUCGCUUUAUUCCACCUCCCUUUCAUCCCUUUCCCUCUCUCUUUUUUUCUAUCAGAUAUAUUUUUAAAUAUUCACCACUCUCUUAAUUGAGCUUUGUUUUAUUUUAUUGCCCCUUCUCUCUCUCUCUCUCUCUCUCUCUCUCUCUCUCUCUCUCUCUCUCUCUCUCUCUCUCUCUCUCUCUCUCUCUCUCUCUCUCUCUCUCUCUCUCUCUCUCUCUCUCUCUCUCUCUCUCUCUCUCUGAUCUCUUCUGCUGUAUGUGUGGCAGAAAGUGUUGAUCCGGGGAGUGACUUUACACACCCACAAGAAAGGACCCCACACCUACAUGUCCAUAUACAAACCUUACCAAAUGCCUCUUAUACUGUAGCAAUGAGUCUGUGCCGAGCAACAACGGCCCCUUUGUUUGGAGGAGGGGUGAAAUGCUCAAUGAAGCCAUGACUUCUAAAAAAUCUGAAUAUCCAAAUCUAGCCACAUUGUGUGAAGUAAAUUAAAACAAGAGAUAGAAAUAAUGAAUUGCUAGUGGAGAACUGGACAUUGAUUUGGUCAAAUCAUUAUUUGGCCAUUUAGGGUUUUUUCCCCCUUUUUUUUAAUGCACCGUCUUACUCUGAUAUGUAUUUAUGUAAGAUAAUACACCAGAGAGCAAUGUGCUGGACUUAACACAUAAGAGGCACUUGGGACACCCGAGCCAAAGGUUUGGUUGUGUUGACACAUGCCCAUAACAGUGGAAUUCCAAACUAUUUCUUUGUUAGUGCAGUAAUAUCUCAAGUUUUAUUUCAUUUUUUUCUUCCCAAGAUAUCAGACACCCCGUGUGUCUGUCAAUUCUCCUGUUGCUGUAUUGAAAAUGAAGCAGGGUUGUCAGGUAGGAGGGUGAACAGUCUCGGGGACAGAGGGCAGUGAGUAUUUUGUACAUUGAAAUAAUUGUAUUGUUUUUUUUUUCUUUUCAAGAUCUGUUGUAUUUUAUUAUUGUAGAGACUGUAACCCACUUACCAUUAAAUAUUGAAAUAAAAAACGCCUUUAUUAUUAACUUAA
This is a messenger RNA of Engraulis encrasicolus (European anchovy), 2447 nucleotides long. It is a transcript of the gene ppp6c, whose product is annotated as protein phosphatase 6, catalytic subunit. Lineage: Eukaryota; Metazoa; Chordata; Actinopteri; Clupeiformes; Engraulidae. Gene Ontology annotation, molecular function: protein serine/threonine phosphatase activity. Gene Ontology annotation, biological process: G1/S transition of mitotic cell cycle. Gene Ontology annotation, cellular component: cytoplasm. The coding region runs from base 125 to 1042 and encodes 305 amino acids. The record is from RefSeq and is a predicted model, not a curated record. The transcript has 7 exons.